CCAUUAGCUGUGUGUAGUUGCCCGGGACUAGGAGCUUAAGUGAAGAGGGAAGAAUUACUCGGUGGAAAUCAACCGUGGCCAUGGGCUUUUGCCGGGGCUAGACCUAGAGUUCAGAGCAAACGGGCUUUUUGGUUUCCCGCCCUGCCGAGUAGCGGGGCCUACUAGGCCUCCGGGCAUCCCCGGUCUCAAGUAGGCCUCGUCUGCCGGCAAGGGCGCCCCAAAGGCGGGAGGCGCCAUGUCGCUGGUUGCUUACGCCAGCAGCGAUGAGAGUGAGCCGGAUGAGGCUGAGCCGGAGCCAGAGGAAGAGGAGGCAGAGGCCCCUACAUCUGGGCCCGCUUUAGGGGGCUUGUUCGCUUCUCUCCCUGCACCUAAGGGUCCGGCCUUGCUGCCCCCGCCCCCCCAGAUGCUGGCCCCAGCCUUCCCCCCGCCGCUGCUGCUGCCCCCACCCGCCGGAGACCCCAGGCUCCAGCCUCCUCCCCCGUUGCCCUUCGGCCUGGGCGGCUUCCCCCCACCUCCAGGCGUGAGCCCUGCAGAAGCGGCGGGAGUCGGGGAGGGGCUGGGAUUGGGGGCGCCCUCGCCCCGAGGCCCUGGCGUCAGUCUGCCCCCCCCUGUCGGCGGUGCCGGGCCCACCCUGGGGCUUCCCAAGCCAAAGAAGAGGACGGAGCCCGUGAAGAUCGCGGCGCCGGAGCUGCACCAGGGGGAUUCAGAUUCCGAGGAAGAUGAACCCACAAAGAAGAAAAUUGUUCUUCAGGGAUCCGGUGAGGGGACUGGUUUGUCUGCCUUGCUUCCCCAACCUAAAAACCUGACUGUGAAAGAGACUAACAGGUUGCUCCUGCCCCACGCCUUCUCCCGGAAACCCUCGGAUGGCCCCUCUGAGACUAAGCCCUCCAGACUGGGUUCUAAGACCAAGCCUUCCUCUCUUGCCCCUGUUGUGGGCACUACAACCACCACUCCGUCGCCCUCUGCCAUCAAGGCUGCCGCCAAGAGUGCUGCCCUGCAGGUGACGAAGCAGAUCACGCAGGAGGAGGAUGACAGCGACGAGGAAGUAGCCCCCGAGAACUUUUUCUCCCUCCCUGACAAGGCUGAGCCGCCGGGAGUCGAGCCAUACCCUUACCCUCUCCCCGCUGUCCCUGAAGAGCUGCCUCCAGGCACGGAGCCAGAGCCCGCUUUCCAGGACGACGCAGCCAAUGCCCCCCUUGAAUUCAAGAUGGCGGCAGGCUCGAGUGGGGCUCCUUGGAUGCCUAAGCCUGGGGACGACUACGGCUACAAUCAGUUCUCCACAUACGGCGAUGCCAAUGCUGCUGGUGCUUAUUAUCAGGAUUAUUACAGUGGUGGCUACUAUCCUGCACAGGACCCGGCCCUGGUUCCCCCCCAGGAAAUCACCCCUGAUGCCUCCUUCAUCGAUGACGAAGCAUUUAAGCGGCUACAGGGCAAGAGGAACCGGGGGAGGGAGGAAAUCAACUUCGUGGAGAUCAAAGGUGAUGACCAGCUCAGUGGGGCCCAGCAGUGGAUGACCAAGUCGUUGACGGAAGAGAAGACCAUGAAGUCGUUCAGCAAAAAGAAAGGUGAACAACCAACAGGCCAGCAGCGGCGGAAACACCAGAUCACGUAUCUGAUUCAUCAGGCUAAGGAGCGGGAGCUGGAGCUGAAGAACACCUGGUCGGAGAACAAGCUCAGCCGCCGUCAGACCCAAGCCAAAUACGGAUUCUAGGGCUCUGGAGCUGCUCGCCCCCAGGACCGCCUGCCAGCCCAGCUGGCCUGGCCCCCGGCGCAGCCUCUGGGACCCCAGCUGCUCCAAGCCCAGGACCUCGCUCCCUGAGGACCCAGCCCUCGCCUCUGCGAGAAUGAACAUAUUUGAUAGAUUUUUCUUACCACAAGUUAGAAAAUUCAGCUCCUUUCUGUCUUGGAGCUAGCAAAGGCUCGAGCCAUGCCUAAGGGGAGGCGCUGAGGUCCAGGACGGGCGCUCUGCUCCCUCUGCGUGUGUUGAGAUGGUGACCCCUCCCCGCUACUUUUUUUUUUUUUUUUAAACCAGGGAUGUCUGUUCAAAUAAAACCUUCAGUCUGA
Oryctolagus cuniculus (rabbit) is the source of this 2064-nucleotide messenger RNA. It is a transcript of the gene PRCC, whose product is annotated as proline rich mitotic checkpoint control factor. NCBI's taxonomy places the organism in Eukaryota, Metazoa, Chordata, Mammalia, Lagomorpha, Leporidae. Gene Ontology annotation, cellular component: nucleus. The record is from RefSeq and is a predicted model, not a curated record.